UUGACGUUCAAAACCAUUUCUCAUUUUCCUUUUUCAUGCUAAUUUUCUUUCGUUUUCUUUCACAGAGACGCGAAGGGGGCGUGGCUUUGGACAGGACGUCUCAAAAUGGCCUCCUUGUGCGGAUGCUCGGUGACGUGAAGGGCGGCAGCGGCGCCACCGUAGAGACCUCGCUGGCGUCGGCGGCGGCGGCGGGCAGCGUGGGCGACGGCAGCGGCGGCGGCGACACCGACGGAGGCGACGACGGGCGCGAGAGCAGCUACGGCGGCGGCGGCGGGAGCGGGAGCGAGGCGGAGGACCGGCUCCUGCGCGGCGCUGUCCGGGCGGCGGGCGGCGGGGGGUCGGCGCCGGGCUCCUACAGCAGGUUCCUGACGCUGCACCGCCGGCGCCGCCGCAAGCCGCCCACCAGGCAGAUGGAGAAGCCGCACCGCGCGCUGCUCGACGACCUGUACCACGGGCCCACGCAGUGCGUGUUGUCCCAAGUGGGCGUGUGGGGCUUCAACGCCUUCGCCCUGGACAGCGUGUGCGGAGGGCGGCCCGUGUCCGUGCUGUGCGUGUACCUCCUCCACAAGUACGGCCUCAUCCAGCACUUCAAGCUGGACACGGUCACGGUCUGGAAGUGCUUCAGUCUAAUUGAAGAUGGUUACCACGCUUCCAAUCCCUACCACAAUGCAAUCCACGCGGCCGACGUGACACAGGCGAUGCACUGUUAUCUUCAGGAGGAAAAGAUCAGCGAGCACAUGAAGCCGAUCGAAGUGCUGGCCGCCCUCGUAGCUGCCGUCUGCCACGACUUGGACCACCCUGGGGUCAACCAGCCGUUUCUCAUUGCCACCGAUAACCAUCUGGCAGCCCUCUAUAAGAACCUUAGUGUGCUGGAAAACCAUCACUGGCGAUGUGCUAUGGGCUGUCUCUGGGAGUCGGGUUUGCUCGAUGAUUGGGAUCCGGAUGAUGUUGCAACAUUGCAGGACAUGAUCAGGUCCCUUAUCCUUGCAACAGACAUCACUCGCCAGCAAGAGUUCCUGUCACGGUUUCGGCGGUACUUAGAUGCCAGUAGCCUAGACAUGAAGAAUGCUGACCACCGCCACUUUUCACUGCAAAUUGCCCUCAAGUGUGCAGACAUUUGCAACCCUUGCCGGCCCUGGGAUGUAUCUCAGAAGUGGUCACACAAGAUUUGUGAUGAGUUUUACAGACAGGGAGAUUAUGAGCGACAGCUGAAUCUGCCAGUCACUCCUCUGUGUGACCGGUCUGUGAUGUCUGUUGCCAAAAUUCAAACAGGAUUCAUCAAGUAUGUGGUGUCCCCGUUGUUUGACGCUUGGGAUCGAUGGCUGAGUACAGGGCUCUCCGCCUCAAUGGUCAGCAACAUGAAUGAGAAUCUAGGGCACUGGGAGGAGCAGCUGGCACAGGAAGUAGCGGAGGAGACUGUAACCGAGACGUCCAUAGCACCUUCUGAGUCUCCUCAGCUUCCAAUUGAAGACGAGGAAGAGCUUGAAGGGGAGGGAGGCACCACUCCCAGUAGCAGUGCCGACAGCCACCAGUCUGUGUUGGGAUCCCUGGAAAACGUAUCGAGAUCCCUCCACCUUGGCCGGAGGCACUCGGUACCACUCAAUGUACCACGUCUGGUUCCUCGUACGGUUAUCCGGCGAGAGAGCCUGCCUGAAGCGGAUGGCCAGCCCCUGGUUGUGGAGACAGUGGUUAUGGGAGGCAUGUCAAUGACGUCCCUCACAUCCCAUACGACUGACAAUAAUACCACGCUAACCACGGAUGCCCUUCUACCAGACCCCUCGAUCACAACCAUGGGGGGUGUGGGCACGAGUCAUCCUCGCCAUUCCUUGCGGCUGGCACGCCGAAUGUCACUGCCUCCUGUGUGGUCACAUAGUGUGGGGAGACAUGGGCCUCCUCUGCAGCCUCUGUCCCCCACACCAAGCGAGGACUCAACAACUCAACAGAAUCCUGAUGAGGAUAGUUCAUCUAAGAGAACAGACGACAGCCUAAGAACACAAACAACUGGACAAUGUAGUGGUGGUGAUCAAAGUGGAGGAGGAGGAGGAGGAGGAGGAAGUGGUAAUGUUGAGAGUAAAGAUUCGAAAGGAAGUCAUAGUAAUAGUGAUUCUCAUGAUUUACCAGAUCGGUCAUUUGAGUCAACAACUCGUAACGCUUCCACUUCGGGUCGGGAAUAUAGUGUUCACAAUAGAAAGAAUAUUCAGAGUUCUCAAGGUGCUACAUUCCUUCAUUCUGACUGCUCAGACAGUGUUCACUUCCGGAGUCGUGGUGGUAAGGUGCUAGUGCGAAGAGCCUCGCUAGACAGUACAAGUGUUAGCAGCAAAAGGGAGUUUUUGGAUCGCCUGACAUACGAGAGCAGCAAGUUUGCUCGUGUUGACCACUCAGACCUGGAAAAAGACAAGGAGAACCAGGUUCCGAGAGACGUGUCUGCACAUAGAGAGAGAGCGGUGCCAUUGUGGAAGACGCGUGCUUGGAGGAGCCUUAAUUAUGAGGACGAAAAUGCCUGCGAUCCCAGAGAGAAAAUGUUAAAGCCAGGCAUAUACAAGCUCAAUCAAACUCAGGGAUGCAUGUUUGCCCAUGGUCGUCGUGGAUCAGCCCCGCUUCUCCAGCCAGAGGAACUGAUGGGGGGGCUGAGAGGGGGAGCAGAAAGGCCUGACCAGUGGUACCUGUCAAGACGGAGGGGAUCAGCACCCUCGCAGCAGCUCCAUCCAGGGCUUAAGAUACUGAAAGUGGGUUUCACUGGUGUGGUGCCUCUUGGGUCUGGUGGAGGUGGUACUGGUAUGCAUGGCGUGGUAGCAGGAAGUAGUGCCAACGUACCACCCUUUAAACGACAACGUGCUUUCCCUCAUCGUCUCAAUCGCACUAACUCCUUCUCUGUCCUAGAACCUUUCAUUUCUUCCAUGGCAGGCUCUGAAGGCGAGGGCUGCGCAGAGGUCGCUCCAAGCCGCCUGCCCCCUCUGACUGCAACGGAGAACCUGCCCCUGGGGGAGGGCCCCUUCUGCCUGUCCAGACUGCGUGGCCGAAGGGGUUCCGUGCCCUGCGACACACCCGGCUCGGACCUGGUCGUGGAACAGCCAGUCCUCAAGGAGCACACAGAUAUAAGAUAUGGUCGGAGGGGCUCGGGAGGCCUAGAGAUGCUGCCGUCCAUGGUGGCUAGAGCGCUUCCUUCCUUGUCUACCGGCCGUGGGGGCAUUUCCGGGGGGGGAGCGGGGGGCUCGGGCAUGCCUUCCUCGUCCUCCUUUUACCGUGACUUCCAUAGGGGUUCUGGUGGCUUAGAACUGCUUUCGGGGCUGUGGAGAACUCACCUGGAAACUGAAGCUUCCUUGUUGCACGACGACGCUGAUGUUUGCUCGCAGUCUUCGGGCGGCAUGACCCCAGGGACCCCCGGGGCAGUCCCCCCUCCCAGGGUGAAUAUUUCCUUCCCACUGCACAGACGCGGCUCACUGCCAACAGACCUCUUUUACUCAGACUCGGUUGUGCCAGACCCAUCCCCCGAAGUGUGGUUUGGCAGUAAGCUAGAGGGGACCUCAGUGUGUGGGGUAAUGAGGGGACGUAGCAGCGCGAGUGCCCGGGCCCUCCGUCUCCGCCCUAGCCCCAUCCUUCUGCCAGCCUCCAGUGCCAAGCUUACGUCUCCCUCUCUGUCAACCCGCCCGUGAAGAUGCUGCCGUUGGGGUGGAACUUCUUUGGACGAGUCGCCGCCUCCCUUUUUUAAUAUAUAUAUAUAUAUGUAUGAUUAUAUAUGUGUGUAUGUGUGUGUGUAUAUAUG
Molecule: messenger RNA, 3763 nt
Organism: Penaeus indicus
Lineage: Eukaryota; Metazoa; Arthropoda; Malacostraca; Decapoda; Penaeidae
Exons: 16
Coding region: 36-3653 (1205 amino acids)
Molecular function (GO): 3',5'-cyclic-AMP phosphodiesterase activity
Source: RefSeq, a predicted model, not a curated record